Molecule: messenger RNA, 1829 nt
Organism: Cokeromyces recurvatus
Lineage: Eukaryota; Fungi; Mucoromycota; Mucoromycetes; Mucorales; Mucoraceae
Product: nucleoside phosphatase GDA1/CD39
Exons: 2
Coding region: 175-1590 (471 amino acids)
Biological process (GO): nucleoside diphosphate catabolic process; protein N-linked glycosylation
Cellular component (GO): membrane; Golgi apparatus
Molecular function (GO): UDP phosphatase activity; GDP phosphatase activity
Source: RefSeq, a predicted model, not a curated record
UUUUUUCCUAAAUAAAUAAUAAUAAUCUAUUUUCUACAAAUAGAUUAAACAAUCAUCAUUUUGUCGACAGAUUAUUCACUGGUAUCCAUUCCUUCACCUUCUUCGCUUCAUCAGCGACAGAACUCAAUCCAUGUUAAGCAACAACAAUUCCAUCGGAAAAAUUGGUUGAAGAAAAUGUCAUCAAUUCAGAAUAAAAAACGAGUUUUCAUCUCAACGAGCAUAAUCAUCAUUUUCCUUUUAUUACUAUGGGCAUUUAUACCAAAUGAUUCUUAUCAAUCUAUAAUUCAGUUUAGGAAUAUUAAUUCUGUAGAAGUUACACAAGACUUACUUUCAGAGCAUUGUUCAGUACCAUUUCCAGGAAAGCCACUCAUUCAAUAUGCAGUUAUGGUUGAUGCUGGUUCUUCUGGUUCCCGUGUUCAUAUUUACAAAUUUAAUUUUUGUAAAGAGGAACCAGAGCUUGAAAAUGAAGUCUUUCAUAUGUUAGAACCUGGUCUUUCUUCGUUUGAUGAUCCUGAAAGAGCAGCAGACUCCUUAGAAGAACUAUUUCAAAUUGCAGUUGAUAAUGUUCCCCUAAAAUUACAGCGGUGUACACCUAUUGCUGUUAAGGCAACAGCUGGAUUACGUCUCUUAGGGCAAGAGAAGAGUAAAGUCAUUUUAGAUACGGUACGUAGAAGACUUGAAACACAAUACCUUUUCCCUAUCUCAAGUGUAGAAAUUAUGGAUGGUAAAGAUGAAGGAGUUUAUGCUUGGAUCACGGUGAAUUAUCUUUUAGGAAAUUUUAAAUCAUCCUCUUUAUCACGAUCUGUAGCAACUUUUGAUUUAGGUGGUGCCUCUACGCAAAUCGUAUUCGAACCAGAAUUUCCUAUCUCUGCUGGCAAAGGUAUAAAACCUGGCGACCAUUUAUAUGAAUUGGAUUAUGCAAAUCAUCGAUAUAAUUUAUACCAACAUUCAUACCUUGGAUAUGGUUUAAAGGAAGCGAGAAAAAUGAUAAAGACAAAAGUAAUUGAAUUAUGGCAAGAUAGAUUACCUUUUGGGCAGAUCUAUCAUCCUUGCUUGCCCGAAAAUUAUACAGAAGUAAUUAGUUGGAAAAAUGAGAGUAUAUCGACGGAUAUUCAACUUAUUGGUACUGGUGCUGGACAUGCAGCUUGUCGUGGUAUUAUCGAAAAGAUAUUUAAUAAAGAAAAGGUGUGUCCAUUAGCACCAUGUUCAUUUGACGGUAUAUACCAGCCUCCUUUAGAGGAGACAUUCAUAGAUCGUGAUUUAUACGUGUUUUCAUUCUUCUAUGAUUUAACACAACCACUAGGACUACCUCAGGAAUUUACUGUACGCGAGUUUGGAGAAUUGGCAAACCGAGUCUGUAGUCGUGAUAUAGAGGCUCUUAAACAUGUACCUAAUGCCUUGCAUAUCUUAAAAGAAUCACCGGAUUAUUGUCUAGAUUUGACUUAUACACACGCUUUAUUGCGUAUUGGUUAUGAUAUCUCUCCUGAACGUAUAGUACGUACUGCAAAGAAAAUUAAUAAUGCAGAGACAGGAUGGUGUUUAGGUGCUUCUAUUGCUAUGCUUAAUAAUAAUCAAUUAUGUAGAGUGUAGUAGUUACAAAUAAAACUUUUAUUUAUUUGAUGCCAUAAAUAUAUACAUCUGUAAUAUAAUGCUUGCAUACAUACAUAAAAAAAAAGGGGGGGAGCAAUGCAUAAAUUAGUUAAAAUGUAUAAAUAAAUUAAAUUAAAUAAAGGAAAAAAAAUACACCUUUUGCCAAAAUGAUGUCGCAAGAAAAAAAGUAAAAAAAACCAGUGUUGCAUACUGGAUUUUGCAGUCAUUUUGCGUUGGUG